GGCCAACAUCCGCUCAUAAUCAAAUCUAGAAAGCUAUUUAUACUGGAUUCGAUAGCCCUUAGCUAUCCAUAAAGAGUGCUUCUGCUCUCGUAAGCGUCGUUUUCGCUUAAGCAGCUUGCCCGCUCUUUUCUUGUCAAGCUCUGUUCUCCCAAAUAGGCCAAUUGGUCCAAGAAGACGGCAAACUGGUACAAUGACCUGCAAUAUAUGUCCUUGCUUGCUGAGAGACUUUGCGCCGCAGGACAACUUGGUCUUCAAGACCUUGAUGAUCGCAAAAUGCCUGCUAUCGUGUUCAAACAGAUAGAGAACUUCCCCAUAGCUCACUAUGUCAUUGUCGUCAACCUCAGGGGCUUCAUGCGUCGGCUCACUGAACGCGACCUCGCUUCCACACUUCACAACGAAGAUCUUUGUGGUGCUCUGUCGACUGGCCACUUGACACCUUGGCCACGCUCACACCUUGGCGUUUGUAGGCUGAGAACUGGAAGAGUGUAGCGCUAGCGAAUCUU
Protomyces lactucae-debilis is the source of this 503-nucleotide messenger RNA. RefSeq lists its product as uncharacterized. The coding region runs from base 205 to 489 and encodes 94 amino acids. The transcript has 2 exons. The record is from RefSeq and is a predicted model, not a curated record. Lineage: Eukaryota; Fungi; Ascomycota; Taphrinomycetes; Taphrinales; Protomycetaceae.